CAUAAAUGAGGGGGUCUUUCUUUAGAUGUUUUGAAGUACAGUAACAUAAAUCAAGCAGGGUAAUUGUAAAGGGGGCGUGGCAAGGAAGGAUCAUUACGAUUGCCGUUCGUCGCCACCUGAUCAUCCUUCCCAACCUCCACUCCCAAACUUCAUCAACACAGCUCACGCGCCAGCACUUGAUUUUCGGCAAUCCAUUUAUCCCAUAGUUUCGUGCGGUCUGGGCUGUGAGUCAAGAGUCAGUCAGCAUAUCGAUAAGGUGAAUCCUCGCAAUGACAGGACAUCACUGGGGAUACGGAGAGGAGAACGAUGCAUGGCACAAAGACUACCCAAUCGCCCAGGGCAAUCGCCAGUCUCCCAUAGACAUAGUUCCUGAGGAGACUGUAUACGAUGCCACCCUUCCUCCCAUAUUCGUCUCCUACGACCACUGCAACUCAAUCAACAUCUGCAACAACGGCCACUCUGUGACCGUGGAGUUUGAUGACACCGAUGACAAAACAGUAAUCAGGGCAGGCCCCCUUGACAACGCCUACCGGCUGAAACAGUUCCACUUCCACUGGGGCGGGAAGGGCAGCCACGGCUCCGAGCACACCGUCGGAGGGAAGACCUACGCUUCAGAGCUUCAUCUGGUGCACUGGAACGCAGACAAGUACAAGACAUUUGGGGAGGCAGCGGCAGCCCCCGAUGGCCUGGCUGUCCUUGGCAUCUUUUUAGAGAUCGGAGAUGAACACGAGGGUUUACACAAGAUAACAGAUGCUUUAUACAUGGUGAAGUUUAAGGGAAGCGUUGCAGAUUUCAAAGGUUUCAAUCCCAAGUGCCUCCUACCUAACAGCCUACACUUCUGGACCUACCUGGGUUCACUGACCACGCCACCUCUUCACGAGAGUGUCACCUGGAUCGUUCUGAAGGAGCCAAUCAUAGUCUCAGAGAAACAGAUGGGAAAGUUCAGGAUGCUGCUCUUCAGCGGAGAGGAGGAAGAGAGCAGGAAACGCAUGGAGAACAACUUCCGACCCCCUCAGCCCUUGAAAGGCAGGAAGGUGCUAGCAUCCUUUGACUGACAUGACUGUAAAUGACCUCCAGGUGGCAUAAACAAAGUGUGGUCUAUUAUAUGCGAGAGUGAAUGUCUGAAUAGCGUUUAUUCUCAACCUUGAAUAUCCUGGCCUGAGUUUUACUACUGAUGAUGAAUAGAGAACAAGGGGUAUGAAACAGCACAUCUCCCUCUACUGGUCAAUUACCUUCAACAGCACUUUAAUUGAAUGUCAGAUGCCAAUAUCAACAUUUGAAUCAGUCAUAAUGACUAUGUGCCCUCUGCACAGCUCUAUAUUUUGAAACAUAAAUUAGUAGUGAUCUGUAAAAAUUUUAUGAAGUGAAAGAUAUUGCUCACAUAGCCAUCCAGACAUUACCUUGACAGAAUACAGCGUAAUGUAUGUAACUCUGUAGCUAAUACAUUUUUUUAUCUGAUUGUACCUUUUCAAGCAAAAGUCAACGUGGCCUCAAAUGGAGUAGUGAAAAGCAUUUAAGUCAAUGAACAGUCACACUCACACACACAAACACACACACCAUUUUCCAUCCAGGCUGCUAUUGUUUCUAUGCAAGGUGCUAUAUCUUCUUCCCAAGAGUUUAGCCACACCCUUAUCCACCAUUGGAAGAUGACGCCAGUGCUCUGUAACAUGUUGUCUGAAUCCUGACAGCCUUUUGGUGUUAAUCUAUGUCGAUCCAUAUUUAGCUGGGCUAUUGCAGCUGGAUCCACAUUGUCCUUUGUUGCCAUAUAUACUUUAACCCAACAACCACAACUGUAGGUGGAAUUCGAUCAGCGAAUAGCUGCCAAAUCCCAAUUGCUCAACUGUAAGUUAAGAGUUUACGCCUUACUUUUGUGGUGGUGUCCAAGACAACAAUGCUGAUCUAUGUUGUAAUGAUAAGAAGUCCGCUUACACUGUACUUUGAUUAUAAAGGUUUAUUUAUAUCAAAGGGUUCCAGCGU
Coregonus clupeaformis (lake whitefish) is the source of this 1977-nucleotide messenger RNA. It is a transcript of the gene ca7, whose product is annotated as carbonic anhydrase VII. Gene Ontology annotation, cellular component: cytoplasm. Gene Ontology annotation, molecular function: carbonate dehydratase activity; zinc ion binding. Gene Ontology annotation, biological process: regulation of intracellular pH. The record is from RefSeq and is a predicted model, not a curated record. Lineage: Eukaryota; Metazoa; Chordata; Actinopteri; Salmoniformes; Salmonidae.